Arabidopsis lyrata subsp. lyrata is the source of this 1985-nucleotide messenger RNA. RefSeq names its product GMP synthase [glutamine-hydrolyzing]. The record is from RefSeq and is a predicted model, not a curated record. Gene Ontology annotation, molecular function: GMP synthase activity; ATP binding; GMP synthase (glutamine-hydrolyzing) activity. Lineage: Eukaryota; Viridiplantae; Streptophyta; Magnoliopsida; Brassicales; Brassicaceae. Bases 206 to 1810 code for a protein of 534 amino acids. The transcript has 6 exons. Gene Ontology annotation, cellular component: cytosol. Gene Ontology annotation, biological process: GMP biosynthetic process.
UUUCAUUAUCUCAAUUAUUAAUGACAAAAGAUCUCGUCUUUCUCGUUUUCUGUGAUUCAGACAAAAGUCAUAAAACCCUAGUUGCUGCUUCUGCUCUGUUUUUAUAAGCCUCCACUUCCCGCCAAGCCUCUCUUAGCCAUAAACAGUGAAAAACCCUAAAUCUCUUUUGUUCCUUCACCAAGCACCAAGCUCUAAAACCCUAUCCAUGGAGACGCCGACGAUGAAGCCUGAUACGGUUUUGAUUCUUGAUUACGGCUCCCAGUACACACAUCUCAUAACUCGCCGUAUUCGUUCUCUCAACGUCUUCUCUCUCGUAAUCAGUGGAACUUCAUCGCUCAAAUCAAUCACUAGCUAUAACCCACGAGUCGUUAUCCUCUCCGGUGGACCUCACUCUGUUCACGCGCUCGACGCGCCGAGUUUUCCCGACGGGUUCAUGGAGUGGGCAGAGUCGAACGGUGUUCAUGUUUUGGGGAUUUGCUAUGGUUUGCAAUUGAUUGUGCAGAAGCUUGGAGGUGUUGUUGUGGAAGGAGAAAGUAAAGAGUAUGGGAAGAUGGAGAUUGAAGUGAAGGGCAAAUCGGAGAUUUUUGGGUCGGGGAGUGGUGGAGAGAAGCAAAUGGUUUGGAUGAGUCAUGGUGAUGAAGCGGUUAAGCUUCCUGAAGGGUUUGAAGUUGUGGCUCAGAGUGCUCAAGGAGCUGUUGCUGCUUUGGAGAAUCGGAAGAAGAAGAUUUAUGGAUUGCAGUAUCAUCCUGAGGUAACUCAUUCACCAAAAGGGAUGGAGACACUUCGGCACUUCCUCUUUGAUGUAUGUGGAGUAUCUGCCGAUUGGAAAAUGGAGGAUCUGAUGGAAGAAGAGAUCAAAGUGAUUAACCAAACCGUUGCAUCUGACGAACAUGUCAUUUGCGCCUUGUCAGGAGGUGUGGACUCUACUGUUGCUGCAACUCUUGUUCACAAGGCAAUUGGAGAUAGGCUUCAUUGUAUCUUUGUUGAUAACGGGCUAUUAAGGUAUAAGGAGCAAGAACGUGUGAUGGAUACCUUUGAGAGAGACUUGCAUCUACCUGUUACUUGUGUUGACGCAUCCGAGCGGUUUUUGAGUGAACUUAAAGGCGUUGUGGAUCCCGAGACCAAGAGAAAGAUAAUCGGAAAGGAGUUCAUCAACAUUUUUGAUCAAUUUGCCCAAGAGUUAGAAAAAAAGCAUGGGAAGAAACCUGCUUUUCUAGUUCAAGGGACUCUGUACCCUGAUGUGAUUGAGUCGUGCCCUCCCCCUGGUACUGAUAGAACUCAUUCUCACACCAUCAAAAGUCAUCAUAACGUUGGAGGACUCCCUAAAGACAUGAAAUUGAAGCUGAUCGAACCACUCAAGCUUCUCUUCAAAGACGAGGUUCGUGAGCUCGGAAGAAUCUUGAAUGUUCCUGUAGGAUUCUUGAAGCGUCACCCAUUCCCUGGUCCGGGACUCGCAGUUAGAGUUUUGGGCGAUGUCACCCAAGGAAACGCCCUCGAGGUUCUUCGUCAGGUUGAUGAGAUUUUCAUCCAAUCAAUCAGAGAUGCGGGUCUCUAUGAUUCGAUCUGGCAAGCUUUCGCAGUGUUCUUGCCUGUAAGAUCAGUUGGAGUCCAAGGUGACAAGAGAACACAUUCUCAUGUGGUUGCUCUACGGGCAGUUACAAGCCAAGAUGGAAUGACUGCAGACUGGUUCAAUUUUGAGCACAAGUUUUUGGACGAUGUUUCCCGGAAAAUCUGUAACAGCGUUCAAGGAGUAAACCGUGUGGUUCAAGACAUUACAUCAAAGCCUCCUUCAACGAUCGAAUGGGAAUAAAGUAAAAACAUAAAUUUGAGUCUUUUAUUUAUGGGUGUCUGCAAUUCUUCUACCAUGUAAAAUAGAUUAUCAUCAAACAAUGAUGGUGAAUUAGUGAUGGUGUUUAUCAUUAUUAUUAUUAGUAGACAAUGGUUUUCUGGUGAAAUAAAUGAGUAAUCGGUAGACAAUGGUAUCA